GUGUUGUUGGACGGAUUUGGAUCAAGACUGAUUAAUAGAAUGGGCUUUCGCCCACAGUGGGGGAACGAAGAUGGAAAGAAAGCUGGAUGUGAUGGUGGAGAUGAAUGUCUUUCUCAAGUACCGUACGCUUCUGUUAUUGCUACGUUGAUGUGUGGCAUUGGUGUAAUACUUUUUGCACUAGUCAUGGCUUGGGCAUUUAAUGCAUCUGUAGAACAAGCACGACGAAUGUUCAAUGUGGAAAAUUUACCUUGGCUUGCAAAAAUGCAAGCAUUGUUUGUGGUUGUUGCCGUGUUAAUGGCAUUAGCGGCAUUAAUGUUACUGAUUAUUGCUGCUAUGAGUACGGGUUCAACAAGGAAAAAAGUUUAUAGAGGAAUGCGAGGUCGUAUAGGUGGCAAAAUGGCAAAUGCAUUCUCACUAAUUACUGCAUAUGUUCUGAAUAUAUGUUGGCUGAUUUGUUUUGCGGUUGUGGUCAUUCUGUGUUUCAUUUAUUAUGUAUGUACAAUUCUAUGUUCCUCGUUAUCUUUCAGCAAUUCUGCAUGCCUCGACUUUUCACUUUUUCAACCAGUUUUUCAACAGAUUUCCAAUGCUGUAAGGCUUGAUUCUUUAAAACUUUGUGAUGGUGAGGUGCAGCAAUUCUGUGCUCUUUCGUGGAGCGCAUUCGCUUGGUAUUUACUUGGUUUAAUCUCAUGCUUGAUAAUAAUCAAAGGACUAGAGCAUUUUAUGAUAUGCAGUGCUGCAAAUUAUGCUCACAUCAGUAGUGGAUUUAAAUAUUUCGAGUUAAGAGAGGAUGUUGAUUAA
This is a messenger RNA of Thelazia callipaeda (thelaziosis nematode), 798 nucleotides long. The record is from the annotation of a GenBank genome assembly. Lineage: Eukaryota; Metazoa; Nematoda; Chromadorea; Rhabditida; Thelaziidae.